Molecule: messenger RNA, 1645 nt
Organism: Prosopis cineraria
Lineage: Eukaryota; Viridiplantae; Streptophyta; Magnoliopsida; Fabales; Fabaceae
Product: squamosa promoter-binding-like protein 16
Exons: 4
Coding region: 502-1422 (306 amino acids)
Cellular component (GO): nucleus
Molecular function (GO): DNA binding
Source: RefSeq, a predicted model, not a curated record
UCUUUCUCCUUUCUUCUUUCUGCUUUUGGUUUUCUCGCUUUGUUUAUUCCUAUUUCUUUACAAUUAUUUCCACUGCCUUUCCACCUGAAACGGGAAGUGUGCAGAUCCCAGAAAGAAACUAGCCUGUUGCUUCUCCGAAACGAUUCUCUCUGCCAUUUCUCUCAUGUUUCUGUCUCAGUCACUUCCUACAUUAUCCAUCCUUCCUGCAUUACUCAACUACACAUAUACAUCUCAGUCUCAGUAUUUUCCACUCUGUUAGAUCCUGUGGUUUUCUUCUUGUUUGUCUGUUCACAACUUGCCUGAAAGUUGUUCGACGAAAGUCUUGGCCCCACUAUAACUGUUAUUUGUUCUUAGACACACUAAGGUGUCUCUGUAAGUGGACAAUAUUGAAGUUUACGGGACAAGGUUUUUGCUUCCUCAGAUACUCACGGAGUUCUCCGAGCAGCAAGCAGACUGAAGUUGACUGCUGGGUGGAGUUGAAGCUUUGAAGUUUAGAGAAUCAUGGAUGGCAAUGUUGUGGGAACCUUGAAUGGCAAUGGAACAUUUUCAGCGGAAUCAUCAACAUCUGGAUCAGUUAAGAGAAGCAGAACGCCUAGCAGUGGAAUCCAAGUUGCUUCAUGUUUGGUUGAUGGGUGCAAUGCAGACCUUAGUAAGUGCAGGGACUAUCACAGACGCCAUAAGGUUUGUGAACUUCACUCUAAGACCCCAAAGGUUACAGUCAAGGGUCAGGAACAACGCUUCUGCCAGCAGUGCAGCAGGUUCCAUUCAUUGGUGGAGUUUGAUGAAGGAAAGCGAAGCUGCAGGAAACGUCUUGAUGGGCACAACCGACGCCGGAGAAAGCCUCAACCAGAACCCCUGCCGAUGACCUCGGCAAGAUUUCUUGCUGAAUGCCCAGGUACUGGAAUCUUAGCAUUCGACGAUCAGAAAAUCCGUCCAACGGAUCCUAGUUUGAGCAGUUGUUGGGAUGGACCUAUUAAAGCUGAGAAUGAUCAUUAUUUGUCCUUCACGUUUGAUGGUAGGAAUGGGCCAAUUGGUAAAACUUUGAGUUAUCAAGGAGAGGGACAGAGACAGUUUUCCUUUCUUCAAGGCUCAAAAUCUACAUACUAUGGAUAUUCUGCGAGUGAACUAAACUCACAUUCCAACAUGACAUCAGAAAAUGCAGGUAAGAACAAUAACCAGAAAGCAUUCUCAUAUAAUGCUCGCUCUCUUCUGUCAUCAACACCACCUGAGACUCAUGAGGUAGGCUUAAGACGCACGAUUCUUCCAAAUGCUAUCCCUUCUUCACCUCUGAACCUGGAUUCUUCAGAAAUGGUGAGUCAUGCCCAUAAUAAUACUACUAAUAGAGAUGCCAUGAUGUUUAGUUUUGGAUCUGAUGGGUCGUCUUCUUGUGAUGCCCCACACAAAUUCCUCUUGUGGGAGUAAUGUUUUCAUUAUCUAGUUUUCUGUUCUAUUAGUUGUGUUCAAUUGCUUUGCGCUUGUAAACAAUGUCAUGUUUAAGACGCCCUUUUGUAUAUUCUAUUGAUGAAGGAAACAACAGACCCUGAAAGAGGAGGUUCAGUGUGGUGUGAUCUUAUAAUCUGAACCGUGCAUUAGUUGUUGGGAUAUAUAUAUACACACACACACAUGUAUGUAUAUAGUAUGCAAA